UUUUUAUAACCCUUCUUGGAAACACUGAUGGCGGCCAUCUUGGAGCGUAAUUGUUGUCAUGUUUACGUUGUGUGAAAGGUGAAAUUAAUGAGUUUUGAUAGAAUAAUCAGGCCAGUUUUGAUGUAAUUCUGUAUUAGAACAAGUAGACAUUCACUAUGUUUUACGCACAUUUUGUGCUGGCCAAGAAAGGGCCGCUAGCCAAAAUUUGGUUGGCAGCCCAUUGGGACAAAAAGCUGACGAAGGCUCAUGUGUUCGAGACGAAUAUCGAGAAAUCCGUAGAUGGUAUUUUGAAGCCUAAAGUGAAGAUGGCUUUGAGGACAUCUGGCCAUCUGCUGCUUGGUGUUGUAAGGAUUUACUCGCGGAAGGCCAAGUAUCUGCUGCAGGAUUGUAAUGAAGCUUUCGUUAAGAUCAAGAUGGCCUUCCGGCCUGGCAUGGUGGACUUGCCUGAGGAGCACAGGGAGGCCGCCAUGAAUGCCAUUACCCUGCCUGAGGUGUUCCAUGACUUCGACACUGCCAUGCCAGAGUUAAAUGAGGUUGACAUUGAGGCACAGUUCUCAAUGAACCAGUCCCGCGCGGAAGAGAUCACCAUGCGGGAAGACUAUGGUUCCCUCAAUCUGGUCAACCCGGACGAUGGGUUCGGUGACAUGGGAUUCGACACAGACAACCCAGACAUCAUGAGAGAGGCUAUCGGCAAUGAGGGAGCUCUGGAACAGAGUAACCUGCUAUUCGCCGACGGCUCGUCGCUGGAGCUGGGCAAGGAGGGCCCGAGCGCCGGGCUGGCGGCGCCGGGGCUGGCGCGGCGGCUGGAGGCGCAGCCGCACGCGCCCAUGGAUGACGGCUUUGGCGGCACCAUCGGCGACGUGCCCGACUUCGGACACGCGGGUGGGCUGUUCGAGGGCGACCUGUUCGGCGACGUGUCGGCGGCGGCCGCGAGCGCCGGCUCGGCCGCGUUGGCGGGGCCCUCAGCGCAGCCGCAGUCGCUGCAGGCGGAGAUCGAGGCGGCGGGCGUGAGCGAGGCGCACGCGCCGGCGCCGGAGGCCGCCGACUCGGACGACGACAUGGGCGACCACUACGACGCGGGCACCUCGCCGCAUCACAGUUGGGGCGGGUCUGCGCCCGCGUCGCCGGCGCCGGCCGAGCUCAUGCCGCCGCCCGCCGCGCCGCGCCCGCCCUCCGUGCGGCCCAUGGAGGUGGACGAGGCUCCGCUGGCGGAGCCGGCGCCGGCGCCCGAGGCGGCGCUGGACAACACCACGCUGCUGCAGAACGACGAGGAGUCCUUCGCGCUCGCGCCCGUCGACGCCACCGUGCUCAAGGGCAUCACAAAAACCAAGCGCAAACGCAAGCUAAUCGUGGACGAAGUGAAGAACAUAUCCGGCGAGGAAAUGAAGAAUCAGCUCAGCAACACGUCGGACAUCGUGACCACGCUCGACCUGGCGCCGCCCACGCGCCGCCUCAUGCACUGGAAGGAGACCGGCGGCGUGGAGAAGCUGUUCACCCUUCCGGCGAGGCCCAUCCCCUCCAGGGUCUUGUUCAAGAAAUACCAGCGCAACAUGACGCUGCGCAGCGAGGCCGGCGAGGAGGCCGACGCGCGCUCGCCCGAGCAGCCCGAGCCCGCGCGCCGCGUGCGCAAGCGCCGCCACGACGAGUCGAUGCUGCCGCCGGACACGCCCGCGCCAGCACCAGACCUAGAACCUCCCACACCUGUGCCGCAGGAAUACGAACCUUCAGUCGAGCCGGCGCAGGCGGGCUACCAGACCCCGCGCUCCGACGUCGACGAGGCCCCGCAGACCCCAGGUAUGCUGAGCGCUCUCGGCCCGCCGCUGACGCCGGGCGGGCUGGGCCCCCUGACGCCGGGCACGCUGCUGCAGGGCGGCCUCACGCCCGGUGGCCUGCCCCACGGUGGCCUCACGCCGGGCGGCCUCCCGCACGGCGGCCUCACCCCAGGAGGCCUGCAACACGGCGGUAUGACGCCAGCAGGCUUGCAGCAUGGGGACGGGCACGACUUCGGCGCCGGCGGCAUGACACCCGCCGGGCUGCACCAUGGAGGAAUGACGCCAAUGGGCCUAGACAGCGGAAUGACGCCGGGCGGCCUCGGCCACGGCGGCCUCACGCCCGCCGGCCUGCACCACGGCGGCAUGACGCCAGGUGGAUUAGAUCACGGCGGCAUAACACCAGCAGGACUCCAACACGGCGGUAUGACGCCGGCGGGUCUCCAGCACGGCGGUAUGACGCCGGCCGGCCUCCAGCACGGCGGCAUGACGCCAGCGGGCUUACAGCACGGAGGCAUGACGCCCGCUGGCUUGCAACACGGUGGAAUGACGCCGCAAGGACUGUCGCACGGCGGCAUGCUGGGGCACGGGCUGGAGCACGCGCAGCUGCCCAUGAUGCCGCAGCUGGGCGGCGACGUGCCGGCGGCGCUACUAGCACGAGCCCUGCCCGCGCAGGCGCCGCCCGACCACGAGCUCGGCCACACCGUGCCCAUGGAGCCGCUGCCGCUGCACGGGCUGGAGCCCGACUACCAGAGUGGCAUGCAGAUGACCAACUUAGGUUACGAAGAAAACAAUGGCCACCAAAGUCCACCGCACGAUUACGACUUACCACCCAGUGUUGAAAAUGGAGAGGAGGGCGAGCGCGAAGCGGGCGAGACGGACGAGCAGUUCGAGGAGCGCGUGCUGAACCGGCGCGCGGCGCAGCUGUUCGCGGCCAUGCGGCCCAAGCUGGCCGCCGGCCUGCCGCUCGCCUUCAGCGACCUCGCGCCCCGGCACAACAACAGGAAACAGGUGGCACAGAAAUUCUAUAGUUUACUGGUGCUGAAGAAACAUCAAGUAUUAAAGUUACAACAAGACGAAACAUAUGGACCUAUUAUUAUUACUAAGGGCGUGCAGUUCGAGACGGAAUCGAUCUAAAUGCGAUAAUGUUAUUUAUAUUAGCUAUAAUAAUAUAAAAGAGGAAUAUCUAAAUUAGUAUGUAAAAGAGGGUAUAAAGAGGUAUCAGUUAUAGUGAUGUUUAUUGAAGUUCUCUACUUCGCACAGUACUAGAUUGAGCCAAAAAUAACGAUUGUAAGUUGACCUUACGAUUCGAGUCCAUGGGGCUACAAAUGGAAAAUAUUACUUAAUUGAUGGACCAAGGAACGCACUGAUCUCAGUAAAAAUGGAUAUGAUAUACCACUACUGUACAUGUAUUAUGUGACACUUGUCCCAUGGGCUCCAUUCGUAAGCCAUGACAGUUCUUUUUGAUAGCCAAGAGUAGGGAAAUGCCUUAUUUUGUUUUGCUAUAGGUUAAGUCAAAUUAUUGUAAAAAUGUUUACGAAUAACGUCUUAAAUUGCUUUCAAGUCGAAGAGUAAGUUGCUAUUGUUAAUGUAUCUUGAAUCCCAAAAUUAUCUAAGCGUGUAUUUUUUGUACUGAUCAUGUUAUUAAGGAAAUAAUUGGUAUGGAUGUUUGCAGAGUGCAUCUAUUCUCAAGGAAAUGUAGGAUAUUGUCGUAAAUGUCGUGGGUUUAGAUCUGGGCCUUAGUUGGCCUAACACUAGGGACCUGAAUUCGAACACUCGUUAUUAAUGUUUUAAGUCAUUGUCAAUGUGAGUAAGUAUGUAUUUCAACAUCUUCAGCUCGAGCAAUUAUCGAUUGGCAAGGAAAUAUUUAUGUCGUGUGUUUAGAAGGCGUACCGAAUACAACAAGGAUGAUGUAUACCGAUCAUUCUAGCCACUCUGAUGUAUAUCGAUAUCGGAAUUGUAUUAUAUUAUAAUGUAGUAAUAUUUAUAAAUAAGUAUUAAGAGGUUACACACGGAAUUUCCUUUGGUUAGGUGUCAUCUUUUAAAUCGGUACAUAAUUUAUACACAUUCGGAUUAGUCUAUGACGUGAAUAAGUUGCGUUUGAGAUGUUUCGUGUGUAACAGUAGUGAAAUUACGCCUCCUUAUGUCGGAAUCUGUGUUCAAAUGUCACGAAUGAUGUUGUUUAGUAGACUUGGACAGCACAAUUAUUCUACUGUAAUGUUAAUACAUACUGGAUUAAUAGUUAGUAAAAUUCGACUAUUUAAUAGCGGGAAAGACAUCCUACAUUUAGUAGUGAAUUGAGUUUGUCAUCCGCUUCCAAGCUCCACGCUAUACCAUCAUCAUGUGAUUCAAGUAAAUGCCUUAUCGUAAUCUUUGCAAUAUCACUGUUAACAUUCGUUCUUUUUUUUUUUGUCACAGGCGGUUCAAAAUAGCAAUGUAAAUUAAAAAUCUAUUACAUUUUGUCAAGAUAGAUGAAUUGGUUAGAUAUAAUAUGGCAACAUUCAGAUUAGAGAUGCAACUAAUAUUCGGCCAUUAUUCGGUAUUCGGCCACAAUUUCACUAUUCGGCAUGGUAUUCGGCCGAAUACCGAACACGUA
Molecule: messenger RNA, 4365 nt
Organism: Cydia pomonella (codling moth)
Lineage: Eukaryota; Metazoa; Arthropoda; Insecta; Lepidoptera; Tortricidae
Gene: vtd
Product: double-strand-break repair protein rad21 homolog
Exons: 21
Coding region: 156-2906 (916 amino acids)
Biological process (GO): synaptonemal complex assembly; replication-born double-strand break repair via sister chromatid exchange; mitotic sister chromatid cohesion
Cellular component (GO): cohesin complex; synaptonemal complex
Molecular function (GO): chromatin binding; protein binding
Source: RefSeq, a predicted model, not a curated record